Rangifer tarandus platyrhynchus (Svalbard reindeer) is the source of this 1716-nucleotide messenger RNA. Lineage: Eukaryota; Metazoa; Chordata; Mammalia; Artiodactyla; Cervidae. The record is from the annotation of a GenBank genome assembly.
AUGGAGCCCGGGACCCCUCGCCGCCGCCACACCCCCCAGCGCGGCUACGCCGUCACCCGGAACCCCCACCUCAACAAGGACUUGGCUUUUACCCUGGAAGAGAGGCAGCAGCUGAACAUUCAUGGCCUGUUGCCGCCCUCCUUCAUCAGCCAGGAUGUCCAGGUCCUUCGAGUACUUAAGAGUUUUGAGCGUCUGAGCUCUGACUUUGACAGGUAUCUUCUCUUAAUGGAUCUUCAAGAUAGAAAUGAAAAGCUCUUCUAUAAAGUGCUGAUGUCUGACAUUGAGAAAUUCAUGCCUAUCGUUUAUACUCCCACUGUGGGUCUAGCUUGCCAACAAUAUAGUUUAGCAUUUCGGAAGCCAAGAGGUCUCUUUAUUAGUAUCCAUGACCGAGGACAUAUUUCUUCCGUUCUUAAUGCAUGGCCAGAAGAUGUCAUCAAGGCUAUUGUGGUGACUGAUGGAGAACGUAUUCUUGGCUUGGGAGACCUUGGCUGUAAUGGAAUGGGCAUCCCCGUGGGUAAACUGGCUCUGUAUACAGCUUGUGGAGGGAUGAACCCACAGCAGUGUUUGCCUGUCAUGCUGGAUGUGGGAACGGAAAAUGAGGAGUUACUUAAAGAUCCACUGUACAUUGGACUACGGCAGAGAAGAGUGAGAGGUUCUGAAUAUGAUGAUUUUUUGGAUGAAUUCAUGGAGGCAGUUUCUUUCAAGUAUGGCAUGAACUGCCUUAUUCAGUUUGAAGAUUUUGCCAAUAUAAAUGCAUUUCGGCUCCUGAAAAAGUAUCAAAACCAGUAUUGCACAUUCAAUGAUGAUAUCCAAGGAACAGCAUCUGUUGCAGUUGCCGGCAUCCUUGCAGCCCUUCGAAUAACCAAGAACAAGCUAUCUGAUCAAACAGUUCUAUUCCAAGGAGCUGGAGAGGCUGCCUUAGGGAUCGCACACCUGAUUGUCAUGGCCAUGGAGAAAGAAGGUUUAUCAAAGGAGCAAGCUAUAAAGAAGAUAUGGUUGGUUGACUCGAAAGGAUUAAUAGUUAAGGGACGUGCUGCCUUAACACAAGAGAAAGAGGAAUUUGCCCAUGAACAUAAAGAAAUGAAGAACCUCGAAGCCAUCGUUCAAGAUAUAAAACCAACUGCCCUCAUUGGAGUUGCUGCGAUUGGUGGUGCGUUCUCAGAACAAAUUAUCAAAGACAUGGCAGCCUUCAAUGAACGGCCUAUUAUUUUUGCCUUGAGUAAUCCAACUAGUAAAGCAGAAUGUACUGCAGAGCAGUGCUAUAAACUGACCAAGGGUCGCGCCAUUUUUGCCAGCGGCAGUCCUUUUGAUCCUGUUACCCUUCCAAGUGGACAGACUCUUUAUCCUGGCCAAGGCAAUAAUUCCUACGUGUUCCCUGGAGUUGCUCUUGGUGUUGUGGCGUGUGGACUGAGGCAUAUCACGGAUAAGAUUUUUCUCACCACUGCUGAGGUCAUAGCUCAGCAAGUAUCAGAUAAACACUUGGAAGAGGGCCGGCUUUAUCCUCCUUUGGACACCAUUAGAGAUGUUUCUCUGAAAAUCGCAGAAAAGAUUGUGAAAGAUGCAUACCAAGAAAAGACAGCCACAGUUUAUCCUGAACCCCCAAACAAGGAAGCAUUUGUCCGCUCUCAGAUGUAUAGCACUGACUAUGACCAGAUUCUACCUGAUUGUUAUCCUUGGCCUAAAGAGGCCCAGAAAAUACAGACCAAACUUGACUAG